Messenger RNA from Numida meleagris (helmeted guineafowl), 7907 nucleotides. It is a transcript of the gene KIF11, whose product is annotated as kinesin family member 11. Lineage: Eukaryota; Metazoa; Chordata; Aves; Galliformes; Numididae. The record is from RefSeq and is a predicted model, not a curated record. The transcript has 23 exons. Gene Ontology annotation, molecular function: ATP binding; microtubule binding; plus-end-directed microtubule motor activity. Gene Ontology annotation, biological process: mitotic spindle assembly; microtubule-based movement. The coding region runs from base 644 to 4357 and encodes 1237 amino acids. Gene Ontology annotation, cellular component: nucleus; spindle microtubule.
UGGUAACAGAGGAGCAAAGUGCUGUGGGGAAUGUAGUAGUCCUUCUCUUCUGAGAACCAGGUACAUUCACUACAUGAUGUUAUGAUGUGGAGUACCAAUAACCGAAAAUCAUAAAACCAUGACAAAAGUUAAGCUUCAACACUGGUCGAAAUUAUAGAUUCUGUAGUUUUCUGUGCUUAUAAAUUAAAAGGUUUUUUUUGUUACAAGCUUUUUCUAUGGAUUCAUUGCCUUAUUUCUGGGUUAGAGCCCGGACAAUUUAAAUGGAUGUUGAAAGGAGGCAAUUCAUCUGGCAGUUACAAACUUUUAAAUGUUCGUCCUUGCAAAGUAAUUUUAUUUUCAUGUAGUAUGUAUAUCCUAUGUAAUAUUUGCUAUUUAUCACAUUUGCUAUGUUUUGUAUAUAUUAUUGCUAUAUAUACACUAGCAUUAUAUUGUUUUCAGUGGCAUAAAAUUAGUAAGGGCUUAUGUGGAACAAAGAGCGAGCAGUGUUUGAGAGGCUGUUAAUGAAAAUUGCUGUUAACCGCUGAAGAUUUCCUAGCUGUUGUCCUGCCUCAUCCUCAGCCUGUAUUUAAUGUCAGGCACAUUGUCGAAUGUUCGUGUUCUCUGAAUCAAUGCUUGCUCACAGGAGACCAGGAACCAACACCUCAUGUCCUUCGCUGUUCCGCCUGUGAUGAAACUGAUGAGCUCUGCCAUUGUUCUAACUUUGGAGGACGUGCCCGCUGGCACAGCUGUGCUCGUUGAAGCGUCUCGCGCUGCAGCGGGGCGGAGCUGGGCGGUCUCACGGGCCGCUCUUUGGCGCCCCCUCGCGGGUCGGUUUCGGGACGGGGUUUCGCGGCUGCGCGGCCCGCCGACAGCUCUGCGUCACGUGGUGUUCCGCCUGCACUACAGUUCCCGGCAUGCACAGCGCUCACGGCAGGACGGGCCGCUUCCGCCGUGCUCCCGCGUCACCUCUCGAAAUUUGAAAGUAAGUCCCAUGGUGCCCCGCAGGCGCCCGCUGAUUGGUCGGGCGGCAGCGGCGCGCGGUUCGAAGGUGGCGGCGGCGCGCGCUCGCGGGCGUUGGGCUGGGUCCGAGCCUCAGCUUCAGCCUGAGCAGCGCCCAGGCAGCGCGGCCGGCGCUUCGACUCUCGUCCUCGGCCCGCUCGAAUCCAGGUGCGCCAUGGCUUCCCUCAGCUUCCAGAGCGGCGGCGGCUCGAAGAAGGAGGAGAAGGGCAAGAACAUCCAGGUGGUGGUGCGCUGCAGGCCUUUUAAUGCCUCGGAACGUAAGGCAAACUCCUAUGCUGUUGUAGACUGUGAUCAAGCACGAAAAGAAGUUAGUGUCCGCACUGGAGGUGUCACAGACAAGAUGUCCAAAAAGACUUACACGUUUGAUAUGGUUUUUGGAGCUCAGGCAAAGCAGAUUGACGUAUACCGGAGUGUUGUGUGUCCUAUUCUGGAUGAAGUUAUUAUGGGCUAUAACUGUACAGUGUUUGCCUAUGGCCAAACUGGUACUGGUAAGACUUUCACGAUGGAAGGGGAACGGUCACCCAACGAGGAGUACACUUGGGAAGAGGAUCCAUUAGCAGGUAUAAUACCCCGUACAUUGCAUCAAAUAUUUGAAAAACUCACAGAGAAUGGCACUGAAUUUUCAGUGAAAGUCUCUCUUUUGGAAAUAUAUAACGAGGAGCUUUUUGAUCUUCUGAAUCCUACUCCUGAUGUUGGAGAAAGACUGCAGAUGUUUGAUGACCCCCGAAACAAGAGAGGUGUAAUUAUUAAAGGCUUGGAGGAGGUAACUGUACACAACAAAAAUGAAGUCUAUCAGAUCCUGGAAAGGGGUGCAGCAAAGAGAACAACUGCGGCUACUUACAUGAAUGCAUAUUCCAGCCGUUCCCACUCCGUGUUUUCAAUUACCAUCCAUAUGAAAGAAACCACAAUGGAUGGAGAAGAACUUGUUAAAAUUGGGAAGCUAAACUUGGUUGAUCUUGCAGGAAGUGAGAACAUCGGUCGAUCUGGGGCAGUUGACAAAAGAGCUCGUGAAGCUGGAAAUAUCAACCAGUCUCUCCUGACUCUGGGAAGAGUUAUUACAGCUCUAGUAGAAAGAGCCCCACAUAUUCCAUACAGGGAAUCUAAGCUCACAAGAAUCCUUCAAGAUUCUCUUGGAGGACGAACAAAAACAUCAAUAAUUGCCACAGUUUCUCCUGCAUCUAUAAAUCUUGAGGAAACACUGAGUACACUAGAAUAUGCCCACAGGGCAAAGAACAUAAUGAACAAGCCUGAAGUUAACCAGAAGCUGACCAAAAAAGCUCUUAUUAAGGAAUAUACUGAAGAGAUUGAACGUCUGAAACGAGACCUUGCUGCUACACGUGAAAAAAAUGGAGUCUAUAUUUCCCUUGAAAAUUUUGAAGCCCUUAAUGGAAAGCUGACGGUUCAGGAAGAACAAAUUGCAGAGUAUAUUGACAAAAUCAGUGUCAUGGAGGAAGAGAUGAAAAGAGUAACUGAACUGUUCACAGUUAAUAAAAAUGAACUUGAGCAAUGUAAAACAGAUCUGGAAAUCAAGGAGAAAGAACUGGAAGAAACACAGAAAGAUCUGCAAGAAACCAAAGUUCAUCUGGCUGAAGAAGAAUAUGUGGUUUCAGUUUUGGAAAAUGCUGAACAAAAACUUCAUGGCACAGCUAGCAAGUUGCUUAAUACAGUUGAAGAAACCACAAAAGAUGUAUCCGGUCUCCAUGCAAAACUGGACCGUAAGAAGGCUGUUGAUCAGCACAAUGCUGUUGUUCAGAAUGCAUUUGCACAACAAAUGACUGAUUUGUUCAACAAAAUACAAGAUUCAGUUAAUGAGAACAGCGUGAAGCAGCAACAGAUGUUGACAUCUUACACAAAUUUUAUAGGUGACAUCUUGUCUACCAGUUCAUCAGCAGCUAAUAUUCUUACAUCAGUUGCAUCAGCAUCUUUUGCCUCUCUUAAGGAAUUGGUGUCUACUGAAGUUUCCUGCAUGUCUGAAAAAGUAUUACAACACGAGAAUCUGUCACUUGAUCAUAAAGCUGAGCUCCUGAGAUUAAUUGAGGAGCAUGCAUCUGGAUUAGGAAGCGCAUUAAAUAGCUUGACACCAAUGGUAGAAUUUGUCCUGGGCCUAAACUGUCAGUUUCAGACUAACAUGAAAAAAUAUUCAGCUGUGGCUGAUAAGAUGGAAGGUCAUAAAAAAGAAAUGGAUACCUUCUUUGAAGAUCUUUCUCUCAUGCUGAAAAAAUUACAGGAAGAAACAGAUAAUGUUCUUGCUCAGCUUCAGAAUGAUUGUGAAAAUUUAAGAGAAGAAGUGGAAAUGACAAGACUAGCUCAUACAAAGAGUGCAGCUGAAUUAAUGUCCUCACUACAAAGACAGCUUGACCUGUUUGCUCAGGAGACUCAGAAGAACUUAGCUGAUGUACUGGCAAAAAAUAGAAGCUUGAAGACCGCCAUCACUGAUGUACAAGAAAAUGUUCACCUGAAAACUACAGACCUAGUCAGCAGUACAGCUUCUAAUCAUAGCAGAUUUAUUGCAUCUAUGGAUAAUUUUUCUAAGGAGCUCAGGAUUAUAAAUGGUGAAAACAAGAGGAUGCUGGAAGAUUCCACUGACCACUGCCAGCAACUUCUCAUCAAUCUCAGAAACGUGUCUCAGGAUGCUGAUACAUGUGCUGAACUUACAAUUGCUCAGAUAGGCGGCUUUACCGAUCAGCAGCUAUUGUCCUUCAGGGAUGAGAAACAACAAUUUAUGUGUUUUCAAAAGAAAAACAGAGAAAACUGUGAUAAAGCAAUAGCUGAAAUUGCCGACCAUAUUGAUGCUCAAAAAACCGCUGAGGAGAAGGUACUACACGGCCUUCUUGAUCGAAUAAAAGUUGAUCAGGGAGUACUUCUGGAGCAGAAGCUGGCACUUAAUGAGAAAGCACAGCACGGACUGGCUCAGGUUAAUGGUUUCCUGCAAGAAGAUCUUAAAGUGGAUAUUCCAACAGGGACAACUCCACAGAGAAGAGACUACUCCUAUCCAGUCACGCUGGUGAAAACAGAACCCAGGGAACUUCUACUGGAACAACUGAGGCAAAAGCAACUAAAGCUUGAUGCUAUGCUAAACAGUGUGAUAAAGGAAGUGGAGGGGAAUGCAGAUGAGGACCUGCUGGAAGAGGAGGAAGGGGUGCAAGAAUCCAGUGAAAGCCUUGCUGGUGACAAGUUCUUAGUGGAUAUAAACAUAAGCUGUCAUGCAAAUGGGGGCAUUCCCUUUUUCCAGCACAAAAGGAGUCACAAAAAAGACAAAGAGAACAAAGCUGCAGCUAUGUUGGAGAAAACCAAAACUGAAGAUAUGACAGAACAGCUUCUUCCUAAAUCUAAGCUGCCCUUAAGAUCAGUGAACUAAGACAGACAUAUAUAUACAUACACUGCAGAUUCUUAUUAUAAAAUACUUUUGGUUAUCUACUGAGCCAUAACUUCUCUUGGUUAUUCUAUUUCUGCAUAUAGUGGUAUACUGAUGCAGCAUUGGAUGAAAAACUUGACCCGAUAUGUCCUGCUUUUGUCCUAUUUUUAUAUGCAAUGGCUUGCAAAGUAUUAACAGUUUUAUUUAAAAAAAAAAAAAUCAACAAAAACAAUCUGCGGAUUAUGGUGCUGUAUAUUAAAUGACAUUUCUUAUCUUGUCAAUAGACUGCUUUCUGCUUCUUAGUAGAUUUGUAAUAGCAGGAAGGGAUAUAGAAUAAUGUUUUUUUUUUUAAUUAAUUGUAAAUAAGUGAUCUGUUUUUGUACCUGCCUUACUCUGAUUCCUGUUAUUAUGAAGUCGAUAGUUGUCUUUGGGUAACUUUCAAAUAAAUCAGUUGAUACACAGAGUACAGAUGUGUAAGCAUAUGUGAUUUCAGUCUUAAAUUAAACUUGAUAAUAUAGCUAAAACAUUAGCAUCUUUGCAUAAUAGCUGCUCUGGAUGCCAUUCAAACAACUGCUGUUAGAUAAAUAAUUUUGAUUAUGCCCUUGCACUGUGAUUCUCUUAGCUCUAGCACCAGAUAGACUGAUCAGCUGUAUUUCUCUGUACCGCUUCUUACCUGCUAAAGUUAAUUGCUUUCCUUUAGCAGCUGAUAGCAGGAGCCAAGAGCAUUCCCUUCCAAAUGAACGAGGCAGCUGAAUGUCCACAAAUGCUUUAUUUUUUUAUUUUUGUGAUGUCUUGGUACUUAGUUUAUAUACCAAAUCUUUCCACUGUAUGGAGCUUGGAACCCUGAAAGGGGUUUUGAAAUCCUGUUUUGUCUGUGGGAAUGUCUCCAUUGGAGUGGUUGGUAUACUGUGAAAAUCUGGCAGCAGAAACAUCAUGGAUGUAAGAAUUCUCCAAGGCUUAGCAUCUAGGUUCUUGUACCAUGUUCUUUUACACUGAUGAGAUUUUUUGCUAGUGUGAUCUAUCCAUUUCCUAACUAAAAGGCACUUCUGCAAGUCUUUCACCCUUAAUUUUCCAUAUAGAGUUCACAAGAUCGAUGUGAACAAACAAACUUGAGCAGCCAGUGCCAAGGAAGGAUCACAUCCAUUAAAAUUAUGCCAAAAUCUGUGCUUAUUUAACUUUUUUGAAACUGUACCCUUGUCCAUAGCUGUUUGAUUUGCCCUGGUGCUGACACAGGUUGCUUUUCUCAUAUUGAGAGCCUUAACAGAUAUGUGAAUCUGUGGACUGCUUGCUUUCUCUUUUCAGAAAGUCAUAGUUGUUUUUUUUUUUACAUUUGCAAUAAUAUUAUGGCAGAUCAUUGUUUCUUUCAUUGGGCCUGGUGCCUAGUAGUCACACCAGAAAGCUGAAUGGGAUGAAAGAUUUGGAUACAGAACCUGUCUCUGCUUCCUUGCCUGUGUCUCUUCUCCCACUAGGUGGCUCUAAUACUGAAGUGUUAGUCUAAACCUCUAGCUCUGAUUGCUAACCAGGAUUUAGGAACAGGCAUUUUGCUGAGGUUUCCGUCAAACAUCUGUUACAAGAGCAGGUUUGAAAAACGAAUAAUUUUAUGCUUCUGCUAGGAUAAUCUUAUGUUCAAACUGGGGUGAAGGCUUGUUUAAUGAAGGAGCUGCACUUGAGAGAAACGUUCAGAACUGUGGCUUGGGCUUUGCUGCAGGAUCAAUAGAUGCUUGUAGUAAUCAAAUGUUCUCUGAGAUCUUUGUUGCACGGGCAUUCCCUGCAGUAGAAAGCAAAACCUACUUGCUUUGGUAUAAGAAACACCUCUUGCUUAACUUUGCUUACACAGGGUUACUGGAUACACAGGUUUAACCCGAAGACAGGAAAUCGGUGUGAUCUAGGGUAGUUUACAGGGUGGUAUCAAUUUGGCUUAUUAGAAAGUGUCAUUCAUAAGAAGUGUCAGAAGCCAUUUCCACAGAACAAAUAGCAAGGUCAUACCCUGACUGAAUUAGUUCUGCUGAGCUGGAGGGGGAGUUGUGGUGUGACUGGGACUGUAGCGUACAGCCAUGUUCUAAUUAACCAGACAAUGUUUUGUCUGAUUCUAGACUAGCAGCCAAGUGAGACAACUCUUGAAUUAACAGGAAGGAAAAAAAAAAAAAACCAUGUACAAUGAAUGGUAAAAUGAACUGGGGGAAAAGAAGAACUUAAGCACAUGUAAUAUGGAAGAAUGGGGAGAUACUGAUAAAACGACAACAGGAAACAUAACAAUCAGAGCCACCAGCCUUCUCUUCAGUUAAAAAGAGAGCAAUGAAGAGAAAGUGGAGGAGAGGAAGUUUUCUGCUUCCAAGCUGACUGGCUGCUGUUGCUGGUUGCUUCCGUUUCAAGUAUCAGAAGCAGCUGUGUGAGACUGGAGAGGAGUGAGGAGAAGGUACGUAGCUGUUAGGCUCUACCUUUCUUUUUGCUGUUAGGCAUUAGUCACCCUUGUAAUCGUCUGUAAAAUGAGCAGAGGAAACAAGAGAGUCUAUAACCCUUCAGGGUGAUGAAAAGAAAUUUUAAAUAUAGAAAGAGAUUGUAAAAUAAAAAAGGUUAAAAUUCCUUUUCCAUCAAAAAGCUUUUGAAGGGGAAAAAAUGAGCUCUAAUCUUCUAGAACAUUAAAAACGAAAAAAUAAAUAAAUAUAUAGUUGCUAAAUAUAUACUUUUUAAAUGACUGUUUACAACCAUCUGACUACUAUUUUUUCUUUCCUUGUUAGAAACUACUUUUUAUGGUAGAGGACUAUGCUCUAUAAACUACCCGCCCACACACAUAGUUGCUUUAUGAACUUAAAUAACAAAUCAUGCCAGGUUUUGUGUUAGUAGGGUUUAUACGAUGCAGUAUUACAGGUGGGAUGUAGACCACCUACCAAAGUAGGCCACUCUUGAAGGUUGAACCCAGAUUCAAUCCACAGCGGUAUUGCUGCGCUCAUUCUUGAAAAUGUUAAAAACCCACAGCUCAGUAGGAGCACAGGGCAGCUAAGUGAAUAUUCAGAUCUCUGUGUUCAGGAUGCAUCUGAAAUCAUCUUUGGUCCCUAAAGGGCCUGACUGUGAAAAUGAGGGCACUUCAUCCCUAUUCAUGUGCCCUUGAGACACGUUAAAAAGGAACAAAUGCUUGGUCCAGUGCUCUCCCUUCAGGGAAAAGGAUUGGAACAAACUGCCAUUUUUAUAAGGGGUCUGAAAAAUAUUUAGCGUGCUUAUUCUAUUUCAAACACUGUCAGAGUUAAAGUUUUGCAAAUCGCUCUGUGAAAAAACUCAGCUUUUAGGUGGCAUAGAAUUAGAUUUUGUAAAGUAAUGAGAAUUAAUUGUACUGUGUUGUUGUUUUUUCUCUCUCCAGAAUAUUAAACCUAUAUAAAUGUUUCCUGGGCUUUAUUUGUUAUACUUGAAAUACUCUGGGGACUCUUGGCCUGUUAUAACCCAAACAUUGUAAUUCAAAGAAUGAGACACAGUGACUGAAAUGUUGAACUUGACAAGUACACUUUAUUUUUUAAUUACCAAAAUGUAAGAAUGAAAUAAACAGAUGACGUAAAAUACA